Molecule: messenger RNA, 3248 nt
Organism: Egretta garzetta (little egret)
Lineage: Eukaryota; Metazoa; Chordata; Aves; Pelecaniformes; Ardeidae
Gene: TMEM106A
Product: transmembrane protein 106A
Exons: 7
Coding region: 1522-2397 (291 amino acids)
Source: RefSeq, a predicted model, not a curated record
UGGUGGGGAGACCUGAGAGAUGGGGCAGUGCGUGAAGGGGUUAAACUUCACCCCGCUGCGCCUUUCCCUUGGUCUCCCUGAUGCCCACUCCUGACUUUUCCAGCUUUCCUGCUUUGCCCCAGUUCUGUGAAAAGGUCUGCCGCUCUUCUUCCUUGCGGCUGGUUUCUGAAAAGCUAGUAAAUAUUAACUGGGGGUGAGGAUAAAGCUGCGGCUUCGCUGCCUGGGGCCCCCAGGAGAGUGCAGAGAUGGGGACUUGUGGUACAACACAACGAGGCCCUUUCCGUGUUAGAGAAGCCCAGAUCCUGGGCUCUGAGCAAUCUGAUCUAGUUAGCAGUGUCCCUGCUCACUGCAGGGGGGUUGGACUAGAUGACCACUAGUGGUCCCUUCCAACCCUAAACAUUCUAUGAUUCUAUGAUCCUCCAGGCAUCUCUGUCCUUCCUUUCCAUUGCCCUCUGCGUGCUGCAGGAGCAUGGGGAACACUGGAUUACCUUGAGCUUCCAAGCAGUGCCUUGCAGAAUUGUGUAGUCUGGGGGACUGGGCUGGAUGGGCAGUGCCGCAGCCGCCUCUGCUAGUUAAAUGAGAUCCUGGUUCUUCUUUUGCCGGCAAGGAAAAAACAGAAGCUGUCCCUGGAAUCAGCCCAUGCCUUGCCAUUGUGGCCUGGGUUUGUGGGCUGUGGAAUGAGCCCAAUGCUCUGCAACGCUGCCGUAGUGGUUCUCUACUGCCAGACCGAUUUUCAUCCCCAGUGUGUUUUAUCACAGAGCCCCGAGGGGUUAUUCAUGCAAAGCCUCCAGAUUGUCUGGGCAAGUGUAGACGCUGCUGUUUAUCAAAGUUAAACAUCCUACGUACAGCUGAGUGGCUGAAAAGAGGCUGCCUGGAGGAAAGACUGGCACAGGUAGGAAACUGCAUUCAGCUGAUGUCUUUGUAAUGAAAAUGCAGCUGCUUUUCCUCAGCUCGGUAUUGUUAAUGCUUUUGGGAGGGUUACUAGGAGCUGAUGUAAAAGGUUUUUAUUGUCAGAAAAUGAGUUCAACUGUAUUUUUAACUUUUGAAAAUAGAUUAUCUUUAGAUUCUAUUAUCUAUUUUUAGAUUCUGUUUGCGUGCUAUUUGAUUUUAGUCAGGCUGCUGUUACUGUUCGUAACACUGUGCUUGAUUUCAAAUGCCAAGGCCUUGAUGUUCAGGUGAGUACCCUGUUGGAUGUAGGUGAAUAAUGACCAGUCGAGAACUUGGCCGUUCUUCCGGGCUAUGUUGUCAUCUUGAAACCUUCAGGAGAUUUCAGUCAGUGUUCCUCUUUCUUACCAAACACCAUGAGACAAAGAAGAAUCUGGAAUGCUGUUCUGUAGGGUGGCAUUCUCAGACACUUCCUGCAACGAGGCUGACUGGAAGAUUGAAUGUUUAAAAGAGCGAGCGUCCUGGUUUUGGCUGGGACAGAGUUAAUCUUCUUGCAGUAACUCAGCUUUUAAAGCACCUUUAGAGCUGUGCUUUAAGAAACUUGCUAAAUUUUAGGGUACUUGUGGUCUACUACAAAUGCUAAUGGUGCUCCUCUUGGAGGUUGGUUCACAGAGACAAUUGAUGUGUUUUUGUGUUGGACACCUAGUGAGAAUUCUUUCAAGCAUGGGUGGAAAAUUUUCACCGUUCUGGAAAACACCCGACCAAAAGGAGAAUGAAAGCAAACAGAUUUUACCCAGGCAACUGGAUGCUGAAGAUGAAAUUACCAAUUAUGCUUCUAUCAAUGACUCUGCGGCACCCUGUGUGGGCAUUGCACGUCGAGGCUGCGUCACUUGUCCGACAUGUCAGGGAACAGGAAGGAUCCCCGGGGAGCAAGAGAAGCAGCUGGUGGCUCUGAUUCCAUAUGGUGACCAGAGGCUGAAGCCAAGACGAACGAAACUCUAUGUAUGUCUUGCUGUGACCAUCUGCCUGGUGACAACAUCUCUCAGUAUUUUCUUCCUGUUUCCUCGCUCCAUUACCGUCCUGCCUGCAGGACUGAAUGCCUCCUCCAUUGCCUUUAAUGCCAGCACCACCAGUAUAUACCUCAACAUGACGAAUGUGCUGAACGUAACGAAUAACAACUUCUACCUGGUCACUGUUGUGCAGCUAGACAUAGAGGUUUUGCACCAGUCCCUGGUAGUAGGGAAGUCCACCAUGAACACCCUGCUGCAUAUGAGCCCUUUGCAGAGCAGCCAGAUCUAUUAUAUGGUGCCCAGUAGGAUAUUGGACGACAACACCUAUAACAUCUGCACCUGGACAGAAGUCAAAGUUCACAAUGUUCUGCUGCACAUACAGGGUACCCUGACCUGCACAUAUCUCUGUCAUUCGGAGCAGCUGGCUUUUGAAGACUACCAGUAUGUGGACUGCCGGGGGAAUGCCACGCUGCCUCAGCCAUUGUACCACCGCCCACCGUGACAGGGCCAGGUUGGCAGAGCUUUUGGGUGUAGUGUAUUCCACCACAAAUGCAACUCACAGAGAGACAAACUUCCGGGGCUGCUUCUCAAUCUGUGCCUUAAACAGGAGGCUUGGUGUUUCCUGGAUAAGACUUCAAUAUCUCAUGCAAAGAUGAUUAACGUACUUGGCCUUAUGAACGCGGACUCCGCUGCCCUGGGUUGCAGCUUUCUUUUUUCAGUGCCUUAUCAUGGCUGACGCUUCAGCAGAGUGACCAGUGCAUGGUCAGAGUGUUUCACUGCUGCUUUGGAGGCAGUGCCCUAUUAGUCAGACUAACUCUAGUUGUUUUCUCCUUGCAUAAUUUUGCACUUCUGUCUUGAAUGUAACUAUUCCAUAAAUUGAAAAAGAAGGACUGUGAUGAGACAACUUUUUUUUUGCUGGAUUGUAUCUACAUCACCAGAAUCUAAUGGCACUUGCCCAACCUGCACAACAAGAGCAAGGAACAGGACUGAUCUGUCUAAAUCUCUGAGAAAAACUACCGUGUGUCGUGCCAAAACCCCUUGUGCAAGUGACUCUUGGCUGACUGCUGUUUUAAGCUGUUGGGUAGAGCAGGUGAGAAUAUGUGGUUUUGUAUAGAUGUGUUUUUAAAACAAGCUCAUCCACUGGCUCUUCCUUAACGGCAUCCAUUUCAGCGAGAAGAAAAUGCAUUUUGUAUCAUGAACCAAGAAGAUUGCUGCUCUCCAGCCAGCGGUGUGUGGUGGUCAGCGCAUGCUGUUUCUUGUACGCUUUGGCGUUUAAUGCCUUCAACCAAACAACUGUGAAAGUUCAUCUCUGACUGGAAAAGCUUAGGUUUAACAAAUACCAGGGAAGAGCUG